AUGGCUGCAUCACGAUCAAAAGCCAAGCCCUUGAUGAACACAAUAUCCGAAGCCCACCGCAUGUCCUAUCGCAUCGGCCGCGGCGAACAAGGCGUCCUCACCUUCGAACCCUACAAAUCCGCCAUUCUCCCCCUCUGGCGCUUCCGCACAGUCCCCAUCGCGCGAAAAAGCGCCGAAGACCUAUGGUCCAAGUUCAAUGAGUUCAAAGACCAGCGUGAUUUUGUGGGGAUGGAUAUGACGCGUAAAUUCAUCCAGAUGGGUAUGACGCGUGCAAAGCGAUACGCGAACCAUGCUGGGGGACGGAAAUAUAAGAAAGGCACGAGGGAGGAAUUACCGAAGAGUGAUGAGCAUCCUGAUAAGGAUGAGAAGCUGAGGGCGAGCUUGAUCUUUAGAGGGUAUUGGGAGAGGUGUAAGGAGGAUGAGGAAUAUCAGAACUUGAAGGAGGAGUUUUUAACAAAGCAGAAGGACUGGAAGGAUUCUUGA
Messenger RNA from Fusarium tjaetaba, 483 nucleotides. RefSeq lists its product as uncharacterized. The record is from RefSeq and is a predicted model, not a curated record. The transcript has a single exon. Bases 1 to 483 code for a protein of 160 amino acids. NCBI's taxonomy places the organism in Eukaryota, Fungi, Ascomycota, Sordariomycetes, Hypocreales, Nectriaceae.